GAGGAAGGGAUAUCCCAGAUUACCUCUAAAAAUAGGGAUUGCAAUCAAUGCUUCGUAUGGAACUUUCCAAUGGAAAUCACAUUCAAGAGCACCAAUCCAUUUGGCUGGCCGCAGAUAGUUAUAAGUGUGUAUGGUGCUGAUCUGUUCGGAAAUGAUGUGGUCCGUGGCUAUGGAAGUGUUCAUGUUCCCACAACUCCUGGAAGGCAUAAAAGAACUGUUCCAAUGUUUGUCCCAGAGUCUUCAUCUAAGCUGCAAAAAUUUACAAGCUGGCUCAUGGGAAGGCGCCCAGAAUUUACAGAUCCUAAAGUGGUUGCACAAGGAGAAGGAAGAGAAGUUACAAGAGUAUUGUCACAAGGCUACGUAACCAUCUCUUUCAACAUCGUCACCAAGGACUUGAAGAAACUUGGAUAUGAUUCAAUCCCUACUAAUCAGAUAUCUGACAAUACAGGAUUCUAAAUACAAUGGGAAACAAUAAAUUGAAAAUUGUUGCUACUAUUCUGAAAUGUGUUUUUUAUUAAACUAAUUAAGGUCAUAUUUAGAAAAUGCAUGUUACUGCCUAUAGUCUACUGUUUAUAAAAUAUCAGUGUUACUAGCUGCUACUCAGAUUCUCUGAUCAGGAAAGCAUGUAGUUAAAUAGCAUGGUCCAAGGACAAUAUCAGAUCCCACAUGAAUCUAGUUGUAAUUCUGCAACUGCAGUCUUCUGAAAUAUAAUUAACAAUUGAUCAUCAGAAAAAAGUUGAGUAUACUUUGCAGAUGACUUUGACGUCCUUUGCAGAUGUAGAUAUGACCUAGAAUUAUUCAACUGUUCCGAUCAAGAUCAGCCAUUUUGUAUUUCAUUCUUUGCUGGAUUUUGAGACAAGGAAAAAAAAAUUGUCCACCUGCCCUCUCCAUUCUGCAUGUUGAUGAUUCAUUUGGUUAUCCACAAAAAAGUCAUCAUCUUAAGUAUAAAGCUGACCUCAUUAUGAGCAAGAUAUAUUAGAAAAAUCUUCUCCAGGCCAUAAAGGUUUCAGCACAAUGCCUCACUCUUUUCUCAAUUUCUCUCACACUUUAGCUGUGGCUCAGUAGUAGCAUUCUUGCUUGACUUCAUACUAACCACGUGAAGAUUCAUCCUGUUCUAUAUCAGACGUUUUAAAUUGGUAAAAAGGAUUCCAAUGACGACUGAAGCACAAACAUCCAACUUCAUUAACCAAAAAUUGUUUCUUGACUUUUGUUUUUGUAUAAAAAAUGCAUCUGAUGAAGCAUUAAAUAGAUUAUCCAGUAAUUAUAGUUGCAUGGUACAUUUUACAUAAAAAAAAACUUACUAAGAAGGUAGGAGUUAUCAAUAAAUUGAGCUCUUUUGGAAACAAAUACAACCACAGAAUUUGAGUUACUUUCUAGUCAUUUUUCUGUUUUUCGCACUGUUAGGGCUAUUCUCAGAUUUACACAUCUGUCAGCAAUGAGACUGACAAUCAUUUUAAAAAAUUCAGAAUAUGGAGAAAACCUUUUGCCUUCUGUGAGAUAGCAGAAGUAUCAUCAAUAUUAUGAAUCAAAUUGUUCCAGUGUAGGGUACACCAAGAUCUUUGUAAAAUGGCUCAUGGCACAACAGGGAUGCACUCAGUCAGAAAGUGUAGCGUGUUCCAUGAUGUGUGAUGGUGAUUAAAAAGGUAACAAAUAACUUUCGUAACCAAAUUUUGCCAUCAUCAAACCAGAAAAGGUGUUCUGUCUUUCACAGAAAUCAGUAUUGUGUACAAUGCCGAGUACACCCCAAUGACUGAUGAUUCUUAUUGUGAAGGCUCAGGACAUAAGACCAUAAGAUCUAGAAACUUCAGUUCUAAAGUGGACCAAAGACUAUAUGACUAUUUGUAAUCCUGUAUUAGGUGUUAAGAAAGGAAUGUCAGUUUGUUUCAAAUUUUAAUAUUUAAGUGUGGCUCUACAUUGUCUGGAAAUCUGUUAAUACACAUUUGAAUGGGGCUUUUUAAAAAUCUCGGGUGAAUAUUUCAAUGCUCAGAUACAAAUGAUUGAGGAGAGAAAAAAAAAUGGUCGAUUGCCUCCUAAUAGGGUGUCCUACGACAUAGGAAACCUGUUUCCUUCUCACCCUUUUAAUAAAGGAGAACCUUUCAGAUGAAGUCUGCAGGUUAUCUCUCCCACCCCUACCUCCCUCCCCAAAAAGAGAAGCAGGGUAAUCAUAGAAAAGAUCUGUACCAGCAGUACUGCUAGUUAGCAGUCUCAAAGGUCCAAAGUGGUUUAGAAGUUAGUAGCAGAAAAGGUCAAGAAACAGAAGGCUUUAACAGGUGUCAGACAGGAAGCAUCCUACAAGGCUAUUGAAUGCAGGAAUUUCAGGAACACACAGGUUCCUGAAGGUGGAGUACAUUUAAAGAUCACAUGAACAGCAUAAGGUAAACAGAUUGUAGAAAGAGUAUUCUAACAAUUUUUUCUAAGUGGUUCAGGAAAUUACAAUGGCAGGUCACUUGAAUAUUAUGAAAAUACAGGCUAAAAUGUUAAAACCUUUUUAUUGGCCAGGAUUACAUAAAGUAAAGUAGUGUUGAAAUUUUGUCAGCAACUCAUCACAUCCUGAGGAUGUCCCACAUGAAAUCACAAUAAAUUAUUUAGUUUUGGAGUGCAAUCACUAUUGUACUGUACCUUUCUCCCCCCAAGCAUAACAUUUGUUAACACCACUGUCUAAUACUUGCGAUUAAUGUUCAAUUGUCAAUACUGCAGUUUUAUAUCUGUAUAUAAUGUGGUAUUACAUUGUUAAUAAGGCAUAACAAAUGUGGAACUUGUAUAAAAUUAGUAACCUUCAGCAAUAUAAAUAUUCAUUUAAGGAUUUAAAGAAAAUAAAUGAAGUAUGCAAACCAUGGUAACAGA
This is a messenger RNA of Rhincodon typus (whale shark), 2844 nucleotides long. It is a transcript of the gene b9d1, whose product is annotated as B9 protein domain 1. NCBI's taxonomy places the organism in Eukaryota, Metazoa, Chordata, Chondrichthyes, Orectolobiformes, Rhincodontidae. Gene Ontology annotation, biological process: cilium assembly. Bases 70 to 456 code for a protein of 128 amino acids. The transcript is spliced from 5 exons. Gene Ontology annotation, cellular component: MKS complex. The record is from RefSeq and is a predicted model, not a curated record.